AUGGUUACUUCAGUUGAAUGUCCUCAGCCCAAUGGCUCUGCUCAGGUCAACAACCCUCGCCGUUGUGUCGCAGAUGGCACCCUCGACAUCACGGUCCUGGGAAUGAACAGCGGUACGGCCAUGGACGGCAUCGACUGCGCACUUGUUCGAUAUCAGCAGGUUUCCCCAGAAGCUGCUUUACACAUGGAAAUCCUCCAGUACGAUGAGAUCCCCAUUCCUCAGUCCAUCAAGAAGUCCGUCCUCACCACGCUCCGCGAAACGAAAACCACCCCCUCCCUCAUGUCGCAGCUGAACGUGCAGCUCGGCAACAUGUUUGGCGAGACGGUCAAGGUCUUCUGUGGGAAGCACAAUAUCCCUAUUAACAGCAUCGACCUCAUCGGGUCCCAUGGUCAGACUUUCUGGCUUCUGUCCAUGCCCGAGGAGGGCGAAACCCGCUCCGCCUUGUGCCUUGGUGAAGGAACUGUCAUCAGCGGCUUGACCGGCAUCACUACAGUCACCGACUUCCGCAUGGCCGAACAGGCGGUCGGCCGCCAGGGUGCGCCUCUUGUCGCCCUGAUCGAUGGUCUCCUUCUUCACCAUCCCACCGAAUGGCGCGUCUGCCAGAAUAUCGGCGGGAUCGCCAACCUCUGUAUCAUUCCACCCGACAGCCAGGGUGGUGUCGACGCCAUGGUCGACUGGGACUGCGGCCCAGGCAACAUGUUCAUCGACGCUGCGAUGCGCUACUUCACCAACGGCGAGAUGGAGUAUGACUGCGAUGGUGAGUGGGGUGCCCGGGGUAAAGUCAACCAGGCUGUUGUCGACAUGUUCCUCGACCACAAUAAAUACUGUAACCGCUUGCCUCCCAAGACAACGGGUCGUGAGACCUUCGGGGACAACGAAGCCCAGGAAAUCCUUGAUGAUUGCUUGGCUCGGGGCAUGAGUAAGUACGACACUGUCGCAACCAUCACUCGCAUUACGGCCCAGAAUAUCGUCAAGCAGUACCGCACUUUCUUCCCCAAAUUCAACAUUGAUAUCGACAAGAUCGCCGGUGUGUACAUGUGCGGUGGCGGUGCCCGCAACCCCAACAUCAUCAGCUACCUCAAGGAGCAGCUGCCCAAUUCCAAAGUUCUCAAGCUCGAUGAAACGGGUGUUCCUUCGGACGCCAAGGAGGCUGUCUCGUUCGCUCAGCAGGCCCUUGAGGCUAUUCUCGGCCGUGCCGCCCUGGUUCCCAUUAACAGUGACACGUUGACGCCCAACACCAUCUCGGGCAAGAUUGCGCCAGGGCUACGGUGGAGAGAGGUCAUGGCGAUGGCAGUGGAAUUCGGGAAAGGUCAACCUCAGUUGCAGACGGUCAAGGAGAUGGUUAUUGACAGGCCCUACACCUACGGUAAGCCUUAG
Molecule: messenger RNA, 1377 nt
Organism: Aspergillus puulaauensis
Lineage: Eukaryota; Fungi; Ascomycota; Eurotiomycetes; Eurotiales; Aspergillaceae
Product: UPF0075 family protein
Exons: 2
Coding region: 1-1377 (458 amino acids)
Biological process (GO): peptidoglycan turnover; amino sugar metabolic process
Molecular function (GO): ATP binding; phosphotransferase activity, alcohol group as acceptor
Source: RefSeq, a predicted model, not a curated record